Molecule: messenger RNA, 1850 nt
Organism: Jaminaea rosea
Lineage: Eukaryota; Fungi; Basidiomycota; Exobasidiomycetes; Microstromatales
Exons: 1
Coding region: 13-1722 (569 amino acids)
Biological process (GO): mRNA splicing, via spliceosome
Cellular component (GO): nucleus; spliceosomal complex
Molecular function (GO): RNA binding; zinc ion binding
Source: RefSeq, a predicted model, not a curated record
UCCUCUGCGGCCAUGUCCCUCGCCUCCCCCUUCGAGGUGGCGCGAUCCACACACGAAGAAGCAGAGCGCUACGAGGCUGCUCUUGCUUCAAUCCUCAACACCCUCCCAUCAUCUUCGACGGCUCCUCCUACCAGACAGAGCAUUAAGAAUGCGCACCUCGCCUCCCUCCUCGCAGACCGCAUCGUCUCUCGCAAUGACACGCUGCGUGGCUUUUAUGCAGACGAGACGGGCGUCAAGAAGGAGGAGCUGACUGCGCUCGCUUCAGGCGUGCAAAACGCUGAGGCGUCAUCAUCAUCAUCAUCCAGUAUGGAAUCGUCAAUGUCCCUCUUCUACUCGCGACUCAACCACAUCCGGCAGUACCAUGAGAAAUACCCAGCCGCACCACCAGAGACGCUCAAUCUCGAUCUUCCAGCAAUGGAGGGUUUGAUCGCUCCUUCUCAGUCUGGAGCAGCCGCUGGAUUCACGACGGACGCAAUCGACCGACUCUUCUCCGGUGAAGAGGGAGCAGGGAGAUACAUCGAUGUGUACGAGCAUCACUCGCGGUAUAUCAAUCUCAAGGGGGUCAGGAGAGUCAACUAUCUGACCUACCUGGAUAAGAUGCAUGUACUGGCCGAGAUUGAGGUCGACGUGAAACGACAAGACGGGUACCGCUCCUAUCUAGCUGGGUUGCGCAGCUACCUUGUUGAGUUCCUCCGAAAAAUAAGGCCACUCGACGAUGUGGACGGGAUGGUGGCAGAUGCGGAGGGCGUAUUCGCAGCCAAGUGGGAUCAGGGAGAGGCGGAAGGGUGGUCAGACCAAGGGAAUGCGUUCGCAACCUCCUCAGACCAGCCACAAGCUUCAUCGUCGUCGGGCCCGCGGCCGCCAAAUGCAGGCGCAGCAGAGGACGGCGGUGUGUGGUGCGACGCCUGUCAAAAGUCCUUUGCAAAGCAAACGGUCUUCGAUGGUCAUCUGAGCGGGAAGAAGCACAAGCAAGCUGUUGCGAGACGGCAGGGUACCAACGGCAGUGCCGCGAAUGGCAACAAAGGCUCACAAGAAGGCAAGAAGGCCGCGGCGGCCCGUGAUGCACUGCUAGCGAAGGCGAAGCAGCUCGCCCGCGACGAGGCAGUGAUCGUCGCCCUCGCUGAGGGCCCGUUGGCAACGCAUCGUGCCGAUACUCGCUCCAACGUGGAGCGUCGCGCAGCUCUUACUGAGCGUGAGCGCCAGGCCGAAGCGGAGGAGAUGGCUCGUCUGGCCGAGGGUGGCGGGGAUGCGGAAGAGCGCGGCGGCGGCGCAGAAGGUGUUGAUGGGGAAGGCUCUGACGAUGAUGGUGACGACAAGAUCUACAAUCCGAAGAAGCUUCCCCUCGGCUGGGACGGCCGACCCAUUCCCGUGUGGCUGUACAAGUUGCACGGGCUGGGCGUGGAGUACAAGUGCGAGAUCUGCUCUGACUUUGUCUACCAAGGACGCAAGAACUUUGACCGACACUUUCAGGAGUCUAGGCACGCAUUUGGCAUGCGCGCUCUCGGGUUGCCCAACACGAGGCAUUUCUGGGGCGUCACGAAGAUUGAGGACGCCGUGGAGUUGGCGGAGAAGUUGAAGAAGCAAGGCAAGGAGGGAGGGGAGGCGGCUCAAGGGCCCAGUGCGGUUGGUGGGGCGAGGGACGUGGAAGAGGUUGAAGACGAGAGUGGCAACACGUACUCGAGGAAGGAUUAUGAGCUGCUCAAGAGGCAGGGGUUGAUUUGAGGCGGACAAUGCCGUCCAGGCAGGCGAGCGAAGGAGACACGAAGCAAUGAAUGGAUUAUUCGAUGUCACAGCACAAGAUGGGCGAGCGCUCUGCAGCUCGACUCGUCCACGCAUUCCUCCUCGGCCCU